CUAAAGCAUGCAGUGGUAUUAAUGUUUGCGCGGGAAUCGUCAUAAACGGAUGCGCGUUCAGCACUGUUUAAUUACAGGUUUUAUGAAGUGGACAUUAUUACCUUUAUCCUUCCAAAAUGAGUUUGGAUACUCUCUUUCAACAGAUUAUUUUAACCGAACAACAAAUAUCUGAGAAAUCAAGGCAAUUGCAGGAGGUCAAAGUUGCCAUCACCAGAUGUGAAGACAUGAUAAAGUCCAGCGCUGAAAAUAAUAAACGUGAUAACAAGAAUCUUGAAGAAAAGGCUCAGCAGCUGACUCACAUCCAGUUCCAGUAUGAGCUCAUGAAGAAAAGUCAGGAUCAGAUGGAGAAACAGAACAACGACCUUUUACAACAGCAGAGCCAUCUCAAAGACCGCUUGGAUGAGAUUAAGAGGCAGUCAAGAGAAGAGAAGGAGAACUUCAUUCGAGAGAUACAGGCUUUCAACAAUGACUUUAACCUCUUGAGUAAUAGGAAGAGCUUGUUGAAGAGCCAAACCCAGUCUGAAAUACAAGAGCUGGAGAAGGAGAUCAGCACUCUAAGCCAAGAGAUGGAGUUCAUGACCCAGAGCAACAGCCGUGUCAAGUCCAUGCAGGAGGAAAAGAAAGGCCUCUAUACAGAGCUCCAGGAGAUCCAGCGAGUUCUUACAGACCUUGAUGGCCAACUCUGCGAGGCAAGAGCAGUGAGCGAGGCGCUGAGAGCAGAGAGUGAGGCAGUCAGCCAGAAGCCUCACUCAGACAGCACCUGCCUGAGACUGAAGAAGGAGCUCGAAGUGUUGAAGGAGGACGAGCUGGAGCUACUCAGAGAGGCACUCAUCUCCGAGAAGCACUUCCUGCAGUCGAAACUGUCUAGGAGGAGCAGCCCUUAUUCCAGAAGUUUUACAUAGCCUGCUGGCUCACAAAGGCUUUCAAG
Hypomesus transpacificus is the source of this 928-nucleotide messenger RNA. It is a transcript of the gene ccdc172, whose product is annotated as coiled-coil domain containing 172. Gene Ontology annotation, cellular component: cytoplasm. Lineage: Eukaryota; Metazoa; Chordata; Actinopteri; Osmeriformes; Osmeridae. The record is from RefSeq and is a predicted model, not a curated record. The coding region runs from base 117 to 902 and encodes 261 amino acids. The transcript is spliced from 8 exons.